UGUGUUUUUGUUCGCUUUUACUCGACGUAUAUUUAGGUGAGCAGAAGCAUGAAAUGCUAGGUGAUAUUUCUACUAUAUUUCCUGUAACGAGAAUAUUAUUUGCUUUAUUGCGUUACUUCUGCAAAAGUUAUAUUUCCUGUAUGGGGAAGCUGCUGUCAUCAUGGUGAUGUUUCCUAUUUCACUGACUGAAGAAGAAGAGGCUUUGCAAAAGAAAUAUGCGAAACUCAAGAAAAAGAGAAAGGCACUGCUUGCACUUAAGAAGCAGAAUACAACCAAUCAGACUAACCAGAGUGGAUUAAAACGGACACUGUCAGACCAACCUGUUGUUGACACUGCCACGGCAACCGAGCAAGCCAAGAUGUUGAUCAAAUCGGGUGCAAUCAGCGCCAUCAAAUCAGAGAAUAAAAACUCUGGCUUUAAACGCUCUCGUAUGCUGGAGAUUAAACUGAAGGACCCUGAAAAAGGUCCAGUUCCUGCUUUCUUACCUUUCCAAAGGAGCGUCUCUACAGAUGAAGAGCAAGUAGAGUCGGGAAGGCGAUCCCACAGGAAGUCACUAUAUGAAAGUUUUGUCAGCUCGAGUGACAGAUACCGGGAUGAGGACGACACGGGCGGCGUAUCUUCCAGCCGAGAGAUGGACAGAGACCGUGAUCGAGAGCGGGACCGUGAUCGGGACCGUGACCGAGAGCGGGAAAGCAAUCGUGAUCGAGAACGUGAGCGGGACCACGAGCGUGACAGAGAGCGAGAGAGGGACCGUGACAGAGAGCGAGGAAGGGACCGAGAUAGAGAAAGCGAAAGGGAUCGGGAACGUGACAGGAACAGAGAGCGUGACCGGGAGAGGGAUCGGAGCAGAGAGCGGAGCAGUGAGAGGGAUCGGGAACGUGAAGGGGAAAGAGAGAGAGAUGGGUCCUUCAGACGGUCGGAUUCAUAUCCUGAACGCCGAGUGAGGAAAGGGAACACGGUGUACGUUUAUGGAUCGGGGCUUUCUGAGGACAGCAUGCGCUCUGCUUUUUCUCAACAUGGCAACAUCAUUGACCUCUCCAUGGACAACCCACGCAAUUGCGCUUUCAUUACCUUUGAGAAGAUGGAGUCUGCAGACCUGGCCGUAGCUGAGUUGAACGGGAGCACGGUGGGAGACGUUCAUAUCAAAGUCAGCAUCGCCAGGAAGCAGCCCAUGCUGGACGCCGCCACGGGCAAAUCUGUGUGGGCCUCUCUGGCUGUGCACAACAGCACCAAAGGUUCUUACAGGGACAAGAGGAACCAAGUGGUGUACAGUGAAGAUUUCCUGUAGUUACGACUGUUUUUUUUAGCGCCGAUUUCUACUUUCAAAGGCUCUCUAUUUUAUGCUUUUUGGUUACAAUCCAGCAGCCUACAAUCCAAAUAUUCAUUUUUUCUCAUAUUGUUUAGAUUUUAAGUAUAUCCUUGACAGUACUUUUUUUUUUCUUGAUGAUUUUCAUCCCAACAGUGGUUGAAGGAUACAAAUUACGGAUGUCCGAUAAUAUAUCGGUUGACAUUUUUUUUCCACGAUCAUGUUGGAUUAGAUAAUAUUAGCAUAUAGGUUUUUGGCAAAAAAAAAAAAAGUCAAUAUCAGACAUCCCUAAUAGAUAUUAAGUUUUUUUUUUAAUAACUUUGUUUGCACACACUUUUGCUUAAUAAAAGUAACGCAAUAUAAAGUAUGUAGAAGACAUUUUUUUUGUGCGAGAUCUGCAAAGAAUAUUUGAUUGGGUGUUGUUGAUAACCCAUCGAAUCGCACGUUUUUCGGAUUUUGAGGGGAAUUUUCAAGCAAAAAUUAAAAAUCUUGAAAUUCCAGUUAGCUAACCGCUAGUCCACCGUGCAGCCCAACAGACUGACACCUGACAUGAAAAUGCUGAGUCUAUGAGUUUAAACCUGUGAAAACAGUAAAAAAAAACCUAAAACAAAACAUGCUAAUGUUAGCAUGCUAACAAUGCUAAUGUUAGCAUGCUAACAAUGCUAAUGUUAGCAUGCUAACAAUGCUAACAGUUUUCCACUCGUUUUUUUUUCCCAUUUUAACUUUCUUCUUGUAAAUUUUCUUCUGGUGAUUAUGACUUUA
Molecule: messenger RNA, 2068 nt
Organism: Doryrhamphus excisus (bluestripe pipefish)
Lineage: Eukaryota; Metazoa; Chordata; Actinopteri; Syngnathiformes; Syngnathidae
Gene: nelfe
Product: negative elongation factor complex member E
Biological process (GO): negative regulation of transcription elongation by RNA polymerase II
Cellular component (GO): NELF complex
Molecular function (GO): RNA binding
Source: RefSeq, a predicted model, not a curated record